Rhodamnia argentea is the source of this 2409-nucleotide messenger RNA. RefSeq names its product heterogeneous nuclear ribonucleoprotein 1-like. Lineage: Eukaryota; Viridiplantae; Streptophyta; Magnoliopsida; Myrtales; Myrtaceae. Gene Ontology annotation, molecular function: RNA binding. The transcript has 5 exons. The record is from RefSeq and is a predicted model, not a curated record. The coding region runs from base 454 to 1812 and encodes 452 amino acids.
UCAGCCAUUUCUCAUCUCUCUUAAGUAUCCUCCGAAUGUUCUUGCGCCAGAAGAUUGCCAGCUCUCUCUCUCUCUCUCUCCCUCUCUCCCUCUCUCUGUCUGUCUCUCUCGCUGUGCGAAACAAAAAAAUUGCAUUUUUAUAUUCAAGGGAGGAGAGAGUGGAAUAACCAAGAAAGAUAAAAGGAAGGAACAUCGUCACAGAGGGGGGAGAGAGAGAGAGAAAAUGAGCUCUUCCUCUGUUUUCAUUACUGUGUGUCAUCUUGUUUAGAUCUUAGUUUCUUGCCCAAUUUGUCAUCUGGGUCCACCCACAAUGGAAUCUUCUAUUGUCUUGUUGUUGUGGAUGAAGAUCUGAGGCUCCAACACUGAAUUCAAGGUCCAUCCAUCCACUUCCCACCCCCAACUGGAGCAACCAAUCUGAUUCUGUCUGAAAACUUUUAGAAUUUCUCAGAAAAGAUGGAGUCAGAUCUUGGGAAGCUCUUCAUUGGUGGGAUUUCGUGGGACACGGAUGAAGAACGCCUUAAAGAAUACUUUGGGAGCUAUGGCGAGGUGGUGGAGGCUAUGAUCAUGAGAGAUCGUGCAACAGGCCGAGCUCGUGGAUUCGGUUUCGUGGUCUUUGCGGAUCCCGCUGUUGCUGAAAGGGUGACCAGGGAUAAGCACUUGAUUGACGGUCGCUCGGUUGAAGCAAAGAAAGCUGUUCCUAGGGAGGAUCAGCAACUUCUUAAUAGGAGUUCAGCCAGCAUUAAUGUAUCUCCGAGUCCUGGACGUACCAAAAAAGUCUUUGUAGGUGGUUUACCAUCUACAAUCACGGAGUGUGACUUCAAGAAGUACUUUGAACAGUUCGGUAAUAUUAUUGAUGUUGUAGUCAUGUAUGACCACAAUACCCAAAGACCCAGAGGUUUUGGUUUCAUCACUUAUGAUUCGGAGGAUGCAGUGGAACGGGUUCUGUACCGCACCUUCCACGAUUUAAAUGGGAAAAUGGUCGAGGUCAAGAGGGCGGUUCCCAAAGAGCUCUCUCCGGGGCCUGCCCGGAGCCCUUUGAUGGGAUAUAAUUAUGGCGUGAACAGGGUCAAUGACCUACUUAAUGGAUAUGCUCAAGGGUAUUCUUUGAAUAGGUUCAAUCCUAUUGUCACAGCUCGAGGAGGGUUUCCACCAUUUGGUAGUUCAGCUCGUGGAAUCAGCAUGAGUCUGGACCCUGUCGUAAACCCAAGUUUAGGCGGUGGUUCCAACCUUGGCAAUGGCUCAGGAUAUGGGCAGACGUUUAGGCCAUACUACAUUGGCAAUGUAAGCAGGUUUGAUAAUCCCAUUGGCAAUAAUACAGAUGGUCAAAUAAGUGGUUCAGUUUUAAGUCCCAGAAGUCGCGCUGUAUGGGGAAAUAGUGGCUUAACUAGUGCCUUUAACCCAAUAAAUUUGGGUACUCCCUUAGGCCGUGGAAGCGGAAGCUAUGGAGUCUCAUUUGGGCAGCCAGGAGCCGACUGGGACCCCUCUUGUUUCUCAGCUCAAGGCCGGAAUUUCAGUCAUGGGAAUGGAAAUGAAAGUUAUGGGUUGGAAGGAGAUGGAAACAUAAGAAACAACAGCAACAGUAGGGCCUCGGCGUCAUCAUUCGCUGCCUCGACUGGCAGUUUCGAGGAGAGCUAUAGGGACAUGUAUUAUAGCAGCUCAACUUGGAGAUCUGCCAAUCCUGAGCUAGAUGGUUCUGAGUCCUUUGGUUUUGGUAUUACCAAUCUGGCUUCAGAUAUUACAGCUAAAAGUUCGGAAGGGUAUGGAAGUUAUGGCAACACGAGUAGACAGCCUAAUAGAGGAAUUGCUGCUUAGGAGACUCUUUUUUUGCAAAUUCACAGGGUAGUCUUAGGCGAAGAUAAGGCCAAAGGUUGCAUUUCAUCCUCCAGGAUGUUCAUAUCUCAGCUUACAAGGAUGUCGAACUUAUAGUCGAGUGGAGUACAAUUUCAAGCUUACAUGUCCAGAGAGAGUAUUAUAAGGGAUUUUUUUGAAGGUCUAAUAACUGAUUUUUGCCCCUACAUUAGGCCUCAAAUCCCUUCUUCAGCAACUCAUUGAGAGGUAAAUCAAAUUGCAGAACUUAUACUCAAGAAGAUUGGUUCGGAUUAGAAAUCAGUGCGUCUCUUGGGAGACAAACCAGUUAUAGAGGAUAAAAAUACCAAGUUGGAUCUUUCUUUCACUUUUUUUUUUUUUUUUUUUUGGUGAUACCAAGCAAUUAGCUGGUAAUUACCUGCUCUAAUUUUUCUUCAGGAGUAUGUUUUCCCUGUGAUAGAUUGUAUGUGAGGCCUGGUUUGAUUUGCUAGUGUGGAACAAUGAGGGGCACCCCUACGAUCCCCAUUAAAUAAGCUAUUCGAUACAAUUCGGUCUUCUAACUGUCUAUUAAUGAAAAGAAGUACACUUAGAUUGGUUUUCCAA